Messenger RNA from Cotesia congregata, 3527 nucleotides. The record is from the annotation of a GenBank genome assembly. Lineage: Eukaryota; Metazoa; Arthropoda; Insecta; Hymenoptera; Braconidae.
AUGGGCCGGCUCGACUGUUCAGUGUGGUGGUGUCAAGAAAGGACGUACUUAUCGUCACUAUUUCUUAGCAAAAAAUUAUUAAUGUCGGGAGUGAAACUAAUCUGUUUAAAUACCCUAGACAUGUAAAUACAAGCGACAUAAUGCCAGCCCGAGAAAACAUGGAUUUGUGUACAGACAAAGUACUGUCAAAAGGCAGAAUACUUCAAGAACUGACAAAAGCUGUCAAGCUGGUUUAUGCCCAAAGUUUACAUGGUACAGUUGUAUUAGAUGGUGAUUCUUGGCUAGUUUACUGGUUAGACCGUGCUCUACGUCAUGGUUUACGAGUUGAAAAACAUGGUUAUUGGGGUAUGGUUCGUGAACUUAGUCAUCAUGAUACAAUUGUUGUAAUUCACGCUUUACAAAGUGUUUUAACAUCUAUUGGCAAAGGUCGUGCUUGGCUUUAUCACACUCUCAGUGAAAGUAUUUUUGAGAGUUAUUUAGCAUGUUUUCUCCGAGACAUAAACAUAUUAAAGAAACAGUAUUUUCCUCACGCUCUUGUUCGUGAUACUGAUAAAACUCAUCAAUUAAUAAACCUUUUAGCUGGUUUAGAGAAUGUAUCAUUUACUUUGGAGCUGGAUGUAACGUAUUUAGAUAUUUGCAAUUACAUGCCGCAACGGCCUAUGAGUGGUUCACCAUCAGGAACAGCUCUAUCAUUACAUUUAAGGUCGUCAAGUGUCACUUCAAGUCUUGCUUCUCCUGGUGACAGUGGUGUUGCUUUGGACAGUGAUAUAGAUAUGUCCAAUGAAACAGAUGCGAGCAGUUAUAAAGAAGAGGACUCAUCAAUGGACGAUGUUCCUAAGUACAGAAAUAAGUAUAAACCCAUAACGUUUAAUUGUAUCCAGGAUAAUAAAAACUUAGAUCGUUCAUUUUCAUCAAGUGACUCAAGUGAAGAUGGAAAACUACCAGUACAUUCUAAAUUUAAACAUGCAAUUGUGACCAAUAGCGACAUUGUUAAUCAAAAUAUUGUGACAAGUAAACUUGAUGACAAUAAGAUAAACUGUUCUAGUUUAGAAACUCUUACAGAUUACCAUCUAUACAGCAAAAGUUUGAAUGCAUUACGAUUGGAUAAAGCAAAUAAUGCUUAUGAUAAUUCAGCAAAAGAUUAUCUUAAACGAAAUAGCUACUAUGGAGAUGGUAGUUAUAGUUUCAAGAAGAAUAUAGAUUCACGUAAUUCAUAUGUUAUAAACAAUGAUACUAAUUUACUGGAACUUAGUAUGACAAUUUCUGAUUGUGACUGUUGUGCUGAAACUCCUUAUAGUAUCUUAAAUACGAUUAAUAUGACAGAUACAAGUAUUUUAUCGUCUUCUGGCAUAGAGAGUGUUGUCCAUCGGAGACAGCGUAAAAAGAAACGUAGCGAAACUAAGAAGCGUGUAAGUUUUCAUGAAGAUAUUUUUAAAACAAUGAAAUUGGACGAUGAUGAAAAUUUCUCAGAUUUUUCUAUGAGUUUUACACCUGUUGAUUCUGUGCAAAAAAAAGAUGCGCAGAAAGGAAGAUAUAGUUGGUGUGCUAAUGGAGAUGCACCUUACGUUCAAAAAAGUAUCAAUACCAGAAAUGCGUACUCAGAUUAUUAUUCAUCGUCUUAUAAUGGUACUUUCAAUCGUAAUAGUGAAUGUAAAAUAUGCAAAAACUGUAGAUGCACAUGUGGCCCAUCGAUACUAGAACGUGGAGUUCCAGAAGGACAAGAGGACCCUGGUAAAAAUUUGAAGUCAACGAUGGAAAUUGAACUAGCUGAUAAUGAAGCACAAGAAGCUUAUUUUGUUGAAAAAGAAUAUGGAUGUAUCGUUGAAGAUCCAGUAGUAAAAUCAGAAAUGCCCCAGCUGAUGAAUACAAAAAAAUAUAAUAAUUCCAGCGAUUGGUCAGAUGUAGAUAGCAUGUCAACCUCUGCUGAUUUUGAGGAUAAAAAAAGUUCUAGGCACUUAGCUUCGCCGGUAAAGAAAUCGAAUAUGACUUCAAUUCUACCUAGUGAUAAUGGAAAACUUUUAUCUUCAUCAACAAUUCGACAAGCUUCCUCAAGUACAUCAUUACUUGGAAGAUUUUUAAGAUCAAUUACUCAACGUAAAUUUGAAGUUCAAAAGAACAAGAAAACAUCAAAAAAUAGUACUUUGUAUAUUAAGGGUAUUAAAGUUGAUUUAAACGCUUUUAAAGAUUUUAAUGACGAUCUAGAAAAAGAAGUGCAAGAAAAUACUGUAGCGGAAAAACAAGAAUUCAGCGGUGAAAAAAUAAGUCUAAAACUUAGAGAAAUCUUCAAACGUGAUAUUUACAGAGAUAAAACAGAGGAAUUAUACAAAGUGUAUAAAGUUCGAAGUUCAUAUAUGACCAACGGUGAUAGUCGACCAAUGCUUACAUUAUUAACUGAUAAAACACUCUAUUUAACUGGUUUAAAAUCUGACAAUAUCUAUAGCAAUCAAUUUGUCAUACCAUAUAAUGAGUUAGAUGUGAUUAUGAUUGGACCAAAUGCACAAACAAUUUUAAUAUCUAACGCGGACUGUGAGAUGCAGUAUCUAUUUUCUACAGGUUGUUCCAAGACAACUAAUGAGAUUAUAACUCACCUGGAGAUAGCUAUGAGACGAUCACCGUCAAAACCACGGUUACCAGCAGUCAAAGAGCUCAGUUAUAAAGAUAUGCGAAAUCUAAAGCACUCAAUCAUGUCGGAGACAGCUGUAAAUCAAGAGGAAAAAAUUGAACAUUACAGUUUAAUUUAUAUGGAAGAUGAUCACAUAUCACCUCCUAGUACUCCUUGUGGUCCAACAAAAGAAGGAGAUUUGAUGUUUCGACCGCAUUCUUAUCAAUCAUUACAUCCUAAUGCUCCAACACAUCCUUGGGAAGCAGGUUAUUUUGUUUUAAAAGGUGGAGUCGUCUAUGUGUUUACAGAUUCUAAUCAGAGACUUCCAAAACGUGCUAUUCCGUUAAAAGGUGGGCUUUGUCAAGGCUGCAGACGAAUUCCUAAUUCUCAUCGACCUCAUACAUUUGAAAUACUUCUCAAACCAAAUAAGUCGUUUCAAUUUGCUGCGCCAGAUGAAUAUGUUGCUUCUGAAUGGCUACAAAGUUUUGUACAAAGUGCAUCUGGAUUAUUUGAUUGUUCAGAGCAAAAGAAUCCUUUACCAUGUAGUUUGGUUGCAACUACAAAGCAUCUAGUAACUAUAAAAGAAGUUUUUCCAGGUACUCAAAGAGGUCAGACACUUUCUUGUGCAACUGUUGAAGACUUGACAGCUUUUCGUGUACCCUUGGCCCAGCAAUCAUGGUGUAUUUUGGAAUUCGCUUGUCGAGAAGUUCAUGAAAGUAGUGGAGACUGGGUAAUUUACUUUACUAAUUAUGCUGAACUGUGUGCUUUUCAAGAAGUCUUAGAAACUUUAUGGGCAAAUGCGAAAAUGGGUGAAUUUCCGAUGGUAACUCUACCACCAGAAAACAAAUUACACCGGCGUUGUUCAGAUGUUAGCAAGGAUCUUGAGUGUGUUUGGCAACAUUUAUUACCCGUAUCACCUAAAUAA